AUGCUUCCCUUCGUUUAUCUUCUGGCGGCUGAGCUAGUCUGCCUCGUGUACGGAGCCGAAGUCAUCCGCGAUACUACAACCUAUGGUCAGACCGUGAGCGAGAAUUUAUUCAUCGUCAACAAGCAACUCGCCCCAGAUGGGUUUCAACGCUCAACCGUACUCGCUGGUCUCACCCCCUCUACUGGAUCUUUUCCGGGCCCAUUAAUCUCGGGGAAUAAGGGGGUCAGAUUCAACCUCAACGUCACGGACCAACUUACGGAUCCAAGUAUGGUUAGAAGCACCACCGUUCACUGGCAUGGCCUCUUCCAGAAAACGACCAACUAUGCAGACGGUGUAGCAUUUGUUUCUCAAUGCCCCAUUGCCGCCAACCAUUCGUUCCUCUACGACUUUCAAGUUCCAGAUCAAGCGGGCACCUUCUGGUAUCAUUCACACAUAUCGGUACAAUAUUGCGAUGGGCUUCGAGGGCCUCUUGUAAUUUAUGACCCUCAAGAUCCGCAGGCCUAUCUGUACGACGUCGAUGACGAAACUACCGUGCUUACUAUUGCUGACUGGUUUCACAACACCAGCACCGAGCUGAUCGCAGCCGCGGUUGCUCCCCUUGCCGAUGCUACUUUGAUUAAUGGAAAGGGGCGCUAUCUUGGUGGGCCCGCUGUUCCUCUCGCGGUCAUCAAUGUACAGCAAGGAAAGCGCUAUCGUUUCCGGAUGAUUUCAAUAGCUUGUGAUGCCAAUCACAACUUUUCCAUCGACGGUCAUAGAUUAACAGUCAUAGAAGUUGACGGAGAGAACCACGAACCUGCCACGGUCGAUAACAUUCAGAUCUUCCCUGGCCAGCGCUAUUCUUUCGUUUUAGAUGCAACUCAGCCUGUGGAUAACUAUUGGGUUCGUGCUUUGUCUAGUAGUGGCGUUGGUACGUCCGGAUUUAUAGGCGGUCUCAAUUCUGGAAUCCUACGAUACCAAGGAGCUCCAGAUGCUGAUCCGACCACAACUAAUUCAACUGGCGUGGUGUUGACGGAAUCGAUGCUGCACCCUUUGGAAAAUCCGGGAGCACCUGGACUUCCCUUCCCCGGAGGUGCUGACGAAGUGCUCAAUUUGACGCUCGGUUUCAAUCUUCCCGCCACAUUCUUCAUGAACGACACCCAAUACAUACCUCCGACUGUUCCAGUUCUUCUACAGAUUUUGAGCGGAGCACAGUCACCUCAAGAUUUGUUGCCGCCAGGCAGUGUAUAUACCUUGCCGAUAAAUAAGACUAUUGAGAUAAACUUCUUCGGAAACGCUACGCCGGGAGGUCCUCAUCCAUUCCAUCUGCAUGGCCACUCAUUCGAUGUUGUUCGGAGCGCAGAUAACACCACUUACAAUUAUGAGAAUCCCGUCCGUCGAGAUGUGACUUCUGUAGCUAUUGGAAACCAGACAACCAUUCGAUUUGUCACCGAUAAUCCUGGCCCUUGGUUUUUGCAUUGCCAUAUCGACCUUCAUUUGGAAUUCGGACUUGCCGUCGUAAUGGCUGAAGCUCCCUCUCUGGUCAAAGCAACUGACGUUACCACUCCUGCUUGGGACGAACUUUGUCCCAUUUACGACAGCUUAACCCCUGCUCAAUUACCUUGA
Molecule: messenger RNA, 1602 nt
Organism: Lentinula edodes (shiitake mushroom)
Lineage: Eukaryota; Fungi; Basidiomycota; Agaricomycetes; Agaricales; Omphalotaceae
Product: laccase 1 AVT
Exons: 14
Coding region: 1-1602 (533 amino acids)
Molecular function (GO): copper ion binding; oxidoreductase activity
Source: RefSeq, a predicted model, not a curated record